UGUUCCCGAGGGCACAGGGUCUCUCCAGCUGUCUGCUUCCAUCAAGGCCCCAGGUUGCAGCCCCCCAGGCACGGAGCUCGGCAAGCCCCUCUCAUCCCCAAGAAUAAACUCUGAAGCCAGUGGCUGUGUGGACCUGAAUCAUCGGGGGCCCGGUGGAGGAGAGGGAGUGACUUCCCACGACAGACGAGCAGACUAUAUAAGCUCCUGAGGGCUGGGCACUGCUCAGAUCUCUUCCACGGACUACUGCCUGCCAGAGAGGCCCUUCAGAGAGCCAGCUGUUGCACAGCACCCACCAUGUCCGAGGCUGGUGCUCAGGAAGCCCCCAUCAAGAAGAAGCGCCCCCCUGUGAAGGAGGAGGACCUGAAGGGGGCCCGAGGGAAUCUGACCAAGAACCAGGCCAUCAAGUCCAAGACCUACCAGGUCAUGCGGGAGUGUGAGCAAGCUGGUGAGGCCGCCCCGUCGGUGUUCAGCCGCUCCCGGACAGGCACUGAGACCGUUUUUGAGAAGCCCAAAGCUGGACCUGCCAAGAGCAUCUUUGGCUGAGAAGUGCAUGCCACUACCCUUGCCAUCCCGAGCACCACGGCACAGAAGCCUUUAACAAGAACAUUUCUUUUUUUUUUAAUGCCAGAUAAUGCUCUUCCCUCCUGCUGACUCUGGGACUGCCCCCGCCCCCUCCCCCACCCCCACUGCCCUGGCACUUCAGCCGU
This is a messenger RNA of Choloepus didactylus (southern two-toed sloth), 707 nucleotides long. RefSeq names its product musculoskeletal, embryonic nuclear protein 1 (gene MUSTN1). The transcript is spliced from 3 exons. Gene Ontology annotation, cellular component: nucleus. The coding region runs from base 295 to 543 and encodes 82 amino acids. The record is from RefSeq and is a predicted model, not a curated record. Lineage: Eukaryota; Metazoa; Chordata; Mammalia; Pilosa; Megalonychidae. Gene Ontology annotation, biological process: chondrocyte differentiation; chondrocyte proliferation; tissue regeneration.